Messenger RNA from Pyrus x bretschneideri (Chinese white pear), 3400 nucleotides. Its product is annotated as putative disease resistance protein RGA1. Gene Ontology annotation, molecular function: ADP binding; protein binding. Lineage: Eukaryota; Viridiplantae; Streptophyta; Magnoliopsida; Rosales; Rosaceae. The record is from RefSeq and is a predicted model, not a curated record. The coding region runs from base 1 to 2877 and encodes 958 amino acids. Gene Ontology annotation, biological process: defense response to other organism. The transcript is spliced from 2 exons.
AUGGCCGAGGCACUCAUUUCCGUGCUUCUCGAACAACUGGCUUCGAUAACUUACCAGCAUGUCGAGGAAGAGGUGAGCCUGGUUUUGAAUGCGGAGGAAGAUGUUGCAAAAUUCGUUGGCAACCUUGAAGUGAUUCGUGCUGUGCUUGAGGAUGCGGAGCAGAGGCAGGUGAAGGAGGCUAGCGUGAGAAAUUGGCUGGAGAAGCUGACAGACGUGUCGUACAAGAUGGACAAUGUGUUGGAUGAGUGGAACACUGAAAUACUGAAACAACAAGUUGAGAAACAAGAAGAGCACGGUGGAAGUACUUCUCCUGUUACUAAGAAGAAGAUGAAGACAAUAUGUUUCUCUAUUCCCUCAUCUUGCUUUUGUUUUCGUCAAGUCGGACGGGUAAUUCGUGGUCGUGAGAUUGCUCUUAAGGUCAAACGUCUGAAUGAAAAUUUAGAUGAGAUUGCUGAGCAAAGACAGAGAUAUAACUUUCAAUCCAUGGAGAGAACGACCAUUGAACAACCCGAGCGAGAGAAAACUUCUUCUUUUGUUGAUGCAUCUGUGAUAUUUGGUAGAGAACAAGAAAAAGAAGAUUUGGUCAGCAAGUUGUUGAAUGAGAGUAGUCAAGAAGAGAGGGGCCUCCUUGUCAUCCCUAUUGUCGGGAUGGGAGGAAUGGGGAAGACAACUCUGGCCCAACAUGCUUUUAACGAUGAAAAUGUUAAAGCCUAUUUUGAUAUCAAAAUUUGGGUUUGUGUUUCGGACCCUUUUGAUGAGAUCAAAACUGCCAAAGCCAUCACUGAGGGUGUCGAAAAAGAUACCAGCCCAAAUUCAAAUGAAUUGGAAACUGUCUUGCAAUGUAUGUCUAAAUCGAUUGAGGGAAAGAAGUUUCUCCUUGUCCUAGAUGAUGUGUGGACUGAAGACCAGAGAAAAUGGGAGAAGUUGAAGUUGCCAUUAAACCAAAGUGGCGCCCAUGGCAGUAGAAUAUUGGUGACCACUCGAAAACAGGAUGUUGUUCAUAUGAUAGGAGCUCUCACACAACAGAUCGAUUUGGAGAGGUUGAGCGAACCAGAUUGUUUGUCAAUAUUCAACCGCAUGGCAUUUUUUAGUAGAGAUAAGGAUAGUGAGUUGGAAGCCAUUGGUAAAGAAAUUGCAAAAAAGUGCAAGGGUUUGCCUCUUGCUGCAAAGACUCUGGGCAGUCUCAUGCGUUACAAGAAAACGAAGAAAGAAUGGCAGGAAGUUUUGGCCAGUAAUAUAUGGGAGCUAGAAAAGUUUGAGCAACAGGUUUUCCAACCAUUAUUACUGAGUUAUCUUGAUUUGGCACCUGCGGUCAAACGAUGCCUUUUAUAUUGUGUUAUUUUUCCAAAAGAUCAUUUGAUCGAUAAAGAUUAUUUGAUUGAGUUGUGGAUGUCACAAAAUUAUCUCUAUUCGAAAGAAAAAAUAGAGAAGAAAAUAAUUGGCCAAAGGUGUUUUGAUAAUUUAGUAAUGCGAUCUUUCUUCCAAGACUUUGAAAAAGGCAGUGAUGGAGGUAUCUGGGGGUGUAAAAUGCAUGAUAUUGUGCACGACUUUCUGCAGUAUCUUACUCAAAAUGAAUGCUUUACAAUGGAGGUUAAGGGUGGUAACGAUACGAUAAAUCCCUUGGGUGAUAAGAUCCGCCAUUUGACCCUAUUGCUUGCUCCUGAGGGUCCAUUUCCACGUGUUUCAUUUUCUAGCUGCAAAACUGAUUUGCGUACUCUUGCAACUUUUGGUUCAAAAUUCACCGUUGUGGACUCAACUUUGAUGUCACAAUUGAAACAUCUUAGGACAUUGAAUUUGAGUGGUAAUUCUAUUGAAGAGCUUCCGGAAGAGAUAGGUGAAUUGGUGCAUCUAAGGUUCAUUGAUUUGUCUGAAAAUUAUGAUUUGAAAAAGCUACCAAGUGGGGUGUGUAAUUUAUACAAUUUGCAGACACUGCACCUUGAAAAAUGUAGGAAACUUGAAAGUCUACCUCAGAGCAUGGGAAAGUUGAUUAACUUAAAGCAUCUUUAUGUUUGGGGUUGCUUUCGCCUGAAGUACUUGCCGAAAAGGAUUGGGAGAUUAACAAAUCUAAGAAGACUAGAUGGGUGCCCUGUUGGCGAUGGUAAAGACGACGAUGAAGCGUUCAAAUUGGGAGAUUUGAGAAACUUAGACCAACUUCAGGGUCUACUCUACAUAAAGAUUGAUGGGGAUGUGGAAGUUGCUGCGGGUGAGGGUGAGAAAGCAUCUCCCUUGUGGAACAAACAACAACUCUUACAUUUGGGUGUAAUUUUUUUUAAUUGUGGAACAAGUGUAGAAAUAUUGAAUUUCUUACGACCGCAUCCAAAUUUGGAAUCUUUAGAGAUUAUAAGGCAUAAUGGAAGCACUGCCCCCAACUGGAUCAUGUCAUUAAACAAUUUGAGAUUUCUUUGCCUUGAGGAAUGGAAUGAAUGUGAAGUUUUACCUCCUUUGGGAAAAUUGCCGUCCCUCGAAACACUAACCCUUUUGCGUAAUAAUGGAGUGAAAAAGGUUGGAGUUGAGUUUCUGGGAAUAGAAAAGGAAACGUCAUUAGCAUCAUCAUGCAUUACAUUCCCAAAAUUGAAAACACUCACAUUUGGGUACAUGGAGGCGUGGGAAGAGUGGACUGGAGUGGAAGAGUGGAAGGAAGAGGAUUCUCAUAUUAACAUAAUGCCAUGCCUUUCUUCUUUGAAGAUUUUUCAGUGCCCUCAGCUAAAAACACUGCCAGACUUCUUGCGGAAAACACCACUUCAGACACUUUUCAUCAAGCACUGUGGUGAUCUUGCACAAGGUUGGCAAAAAAGCAGAGGAAAGGAGUGGCCCAAGAUUUCUCACAUCCCCAACAUCGAAAUCAUAGGCAGAGUCGAAGCAAAUGAUGCUGUUUAGUUGCACGAGAGGCCUUCCACUUCGGACCUCCAGUUGUGUGAUUUAGCUACUAGCAGUUAGAGGGUGUACAAACAAUGUUGCCUGACUCUGCCUGACUGUUGCAGACCUCCUGUUGUGUGAUUUAGCUACACGCAGGAGAGGAAGUGAGAUGGAAAGGGAGACAAAGCUGCAUGCAUUACUAGAACCGGUGGUUAGCUGCUGCAUUACAGAUUUCAUCAUAAUCGUCUUUUCCUUUGCUUUCGGGCAGAAUGAAGAUCGUCUAGACUCUAGACAUAGGCACAUUAAUUGUGUGUGUGUGUGUGUGUGUGUGAGUGUAGUAUAUUGCAAAGAGCUCCAGACUUGUUUGAGUUCUCCAAUAUAUUUCUCAGAAAAAUGCUGUCGUACGACACAACUAAGAUAUUUGAAUAUAAACUGUAUUAUGAAAUAGUGGUACACUAAUUAGCACUAAAUUUGCUUCAAUUUCAAUGUCAUCAAAUUUGCAUAAACCCGGGGGAAGGAAAUAAUUCAAAUAGCAUUGAGAUAA